Molecule: messenger RNA, 928 nt
Organism: Arabidopsis arenosa
Lineage: Eukaryota; Viridiplantae; Streptophyta; Magnoliopsida; Brassicales; Brassicaceae
Source: the annotation of a GenBank genome assembly
AGAUUUUACGUUUUAUUUUGGGAUCUGAAGUAUUCAAAGAUGGAACACACAAUGUAUCUUUCCAAUGAACAUUUUUUUGGUUAUGCUGCUGACAUUGUUGGAAUGGAGGUUGUGCAAAGGCUAAAUUCAGAGGUGCUGGAACUCGGACUUGGGAACAAUGAUCGACACGCUGGCAUGGUGAUGAGUUUGUACAACCGAGUUGCCAACCGCCCUGAACUUGCAUGUGAGUUCUUCUCAAGCCUUAGAUCCCCAGGCUACACUACAUGGAGGAACCUGAUCUGGGCGUAUGCGGCAUACGAUCCAAUGAAGGCGAUAGCUGCAUUUGGGAAGAUGGAGAAAACCCAUAUCAAGCCCAAUCUUGACUCAUUCCGUGCCCUAAUGUAUGCUCAUGCUCAGGCUGAAACCAAGAAUGAAGAUGCUCUCAAAGUGUUGGUAAAGAUGAAGGAGGAGUACAACUUGCAGCCUAAAAUCGAACACAUUGGGUGUUACAUCGACAAACUGGCUGCAGAGAUCGAAUGCCCUUUGUCAAACCACAUCUGCGGCAUGAUCUUUGGGGAAUGCGCCAAGUCCUUACCUGCCGACAAAGGUUCCGCCAACAAGAUGCGCCAAGUCCUUACGCGCACGAUGCUUGUACAUUUUUUUUUUCUUAUGGUUAAUCUCCGUCCAAGUCAGUGACCGCCAAACUACAAGAUCACCUACAAUUAGCUUACCCACGACCGUCAUGUAUUCCUUUGUGUCCAAUUUUCCUAUUUUAUUUUUUCGCGAUAAAAAAUGGAAACAUGCCUCUUAAAUAUACAAGAGUGUGGGUUUUACUUUUUGACCCUAGAGAGAAGAAUCUCACAUCAUCACCUCUCUUAGCCUUUAGUAAUCUUUAAGCUUUUUGUUAUUUUAGGGACUUUCUCUUUUGCAUUAAAAGCAUAACAUUUUA